AUGGCUGCGCCGUUGAAGCUGGUGACUUCGGACGACCUGCUGAUCUGCUGUGCGUGCGGCGCGCAGUACGACGUCGACGAAAAGACCGGCAAAGACGAGUGUCGCAUCUGCGAGGAUCCCAGACAAUUCGUUCCGCCCUCAGGCCAGGAGUUCACGACCCUGCGCAGACUCCGAGAGCAGGGCACGUACAGGAACGUGUUCGAGCCGUGCCCGCACAACGACACGGUCGUCGAGAUCCACACGGAGCCCAAGUUCGGAAUCGGCCAGGGGGCCCGCCUCAUCCGCACGCCGAACGGGAAUGUGCUUUGGGACUUGAUUGCGUAUUUAGACCAGGACACUGUCGACAAGAUCACAGAACUGGGCGGGUUGAAGUUUAUCAUCAUUUCACAUCCGCAUUUUUACACAACCUGGGCGGACUGGUCUUCUACAUUCAACUGCCCCGUCUACAUGACCGAGGUCGACUCCGUCUGGGCCAAUAGGAAAGACACACCCUCGGCCACCCUGAAGUUGCUGAAAGAACCCAGCACCGAGCUCCUCCCGGGCCUCACGUCGGUGAUCUGCGGAGGUCAUUUCCCCGGUAGUCAGGUGCUGCACUCCCUCCCACCAAACACGCCGAUCCCGACGCUCUUCGUGGCCGACACCAUCUUCGCGGUGCAGUCGAGCCAUAAUCCCGACCCGGGGAAGCGGGGCGAUACCAUUUCGUACCAGUUUCUGUGGAGCAUUCCCAAUUUCAUCCCCUUGCCGCCGGACGAGGUGCUCAAGAUCUGGAAGGCCCUCAAACCGUUGGAGUUUAAAGCGACGUACGGGGUUAUGGCCAAGAUCACCAAUGUCUUUGAGAGACCUGGCCAGAGUCUGAGUCUGAAAGCUCGGGUGCUUCAGAGCGCAAAAAUCGCCGUCAAAGCGAUGGGGUAUUCUGACCACAGCAUCUUCGUCGAACAGUUGUGA
Molecule: messenger RNA, 945 nt
Organism: Cladophialophora bantiana CBS 173.52
Lineage: Eukaryota; Fungi; Ascomycota; Eurotiomycetes; Chaetothyriales; Herpotrichiellaceae
Exons: 6
Coding region: 1-945 (314 amino acids)
Source: RefSeq, a predicted model, not a curated record